AUGCCUUCUCAACGGCGUGUGCGGCUGCUUGCGGUCGCGGUUAUCGCGAUCUUGCUCCUGACGUUUUACUACUCGGGCGACGCGAGCAAGAUUCAAAAUCAGAAGUUUUACCGAUCUACACUCGAGGCGAUGCGGGCCAAGGAAGAGGCGAAACAAGCGCCCAAGGAAAAGAUCCCGGAUCCCGUCGUCAAGUCUAGCUCCGGCGCUGUCGGCCCAAAGAUUGGCGAUCCUGAUGUCGAGCGACCUGCGGUGCCUGCCGCGAAGGAGAAGGAGGGUGCGGGCGAGGAUAUGGAGGAAAUUCCCAUUGCAGGGCGGAUCAAGAUGACCGUGCCCAAGAACAAGGGUGUGCAAGACUCAGCCUUGAACGCUGGGGCACCGGAGGAGGUGAAGAAGAGUAAGGCAUGGGAGGGGGAAGAAGGAGGAGGAGGAGACCACCGCGCAGCUAGACGCAAAAGACGAGCUGAACUCGAUUCUGAAGCGGGCCCCAGCAAACGAGCUAAGUCCAUCCUGCUGGGCCACUACAACAUCUCGCCACCGCCGUUCGUCGUCGAGCUGGACCAGCACCCUAUCGGACCGGCUCUCCAGCAACUUUUGAAGGAGAAUACGGGCAGGGGCACUGUUCCCAAUGUCCUGGUGAAUGGCAAGAGUAUUGGUGGUGGAGCUGAAAUGGCUGCCCUGGAUGAGAGUGACGAGCUGGCAUCGAAGCUACGACAGCUGGGUGGCAAGUGGAUUGCAGAGGUCACGCAUAAGAACCCCGAAUCAGGGUGA
Molecule: messenger RNA, 768 nt
Organism: Penicillium canariense
Lineage: Eukaryota; Fungi; Ascomycota; Eurotiomycetes; Eurotiales; Aspergillaceae
Product: glutaredoxin
Exons: 3
Coding region: 1-768 (255 amino acids)
Biological process (GO): cellular response to oxidative stress
Cellular component (GO): fungal-type vacuole; cytoplasm; Golgi lumen
Molecular function (GO): glutathione disulfide oxidoreductase activity
Source: RefSeq, a predicted model, not a curated record